AAAUGACCUAAUUUUAAGUAUUAGAUUUUUUGGCCUACAAGUAGUUGUACUGACAUUUCAUUAUUUAGAUCGUAAUUAAUGCACACACCAAAUAAAUUUGCUUUAUGACCAAGCACAAGUACAAUGAUGCAAUGCAACAAACAAUAGCUCCUUCCCGACGUUAAAUUUAACUCCAAAACUGUAUUAUUUGUGAGUUACAAUUGCAAUGAGUUAUCCUUCGAUAAAAUUCCGAUUCGCGCUAUUCCUCUCAUUUUCUCUGACGUCGUCAUCAUCCUUGCCACCGUUACCUGUUUCUUCGAAGCGUUACGCUCCCUCGUCUUCUUCCACUUCCAAAGCGACUCCUUCUGAUUUGUUGUCUCUAUUGGGUUCCAAACACCAUUCCUCAGGUGUGAAUCCCGUGGUAGCACGUGAGCUCAACUCAUGCUUCAAAUUUCUCGUUCCUUUCUCUCCAGUGGAGCAGCCUCCUCAUCGAAAGUUGGGAUUCGUCCGGUCCAAGCACACCGGCCCAAGUUGGAGACAGCAGAACGAGCUUAUUUGGUGGCCGCCGGAGGCCGUUUUGGAGCUUGCGCGUCUCGCUGUCGAUUCUGGCGGCGACCCCGGCGCUGUUCAUCGCCUUCUCGACCCAACCAUUAUCCCGGUACCUGAUUGUGAAGGAUCAAAAGAAGAACGGUGUGAGCUCACUAGAACUCCCUAUGGCAGACGUUUCAUUUGUGAGGAACUGAACCUGUAUCUGCAGUUUUUGUUUGAACUCAUUGCUGAUCGAGGUCCUUCUGUUGGGUUGGAUGUUACCUUGAACCGGUUUGAUCUGUUCCAUGGUCACCUUUUUCUUGCGAAAGACACUGGAAGACUUGGUAUCUUAUUCCAUGCAAAGGAAUACCCAUCAUAUGAUAAGCAAGUGUUUCCGUACAACAUGGGUUUUUGUCAGAGAGGGUCCAAUGUGACAUAUGGAGAUUCAAUGAAUCUGAGAAAUAUUCUCUGGCUGGCUCCAAAUCCUGGUGAUUCUGAUGAAUCUUGGGUGGCACCGGGUGUUCUGGUAGUGCUGGAUGCUAGUCCUGAAGGAGUCAUAUACAGAGAUCUAAUACCUGAUUAUGUAAAAUUUGCAAGGACUAUAUAUGAAGGUUCAGAUGAUCUUGGGCAUGUUGCCGUUGAUGUGAACUACUUGAAUGUUGGAUCUGAAACCAGAAAUUAUCAAAUAUUCAUAUGUUGAUGUUGUGAUCGAGAUUCAUAACUAUGACGUACUGUCUCAUCCCAACGACAAACCAGCUUGUAUAAAUGAAGAUUGCCGAAGCUUAAAGCGAAUAAUGUGUUUCAUUUGCAGUGAAGAUAUUGCAUAACAUAUUUCUUCCAAAAUGAUAGGUCACCUGAUAGCUAUGUCAGGUAAUGUAUAUGCUCGUGUAAUUUUUGUGGGCUAUCUAAUAAUAUUAAACAAUUCUAUGCCAUUAUAACCCAAAUUCCGUAUCAUGAUUAGUGCCAUGAACGUUGACUUGAGCUCUUGCACUUCCUAAUUGAUUUUGCAUAGUCACUCAGCAAUCAUGAAUGAUAUUUUUUUGUCAGACCAAGUUUAUUGUUUUUAAGAGUAGGAGUCAAAAGGAAAAAUGUACAUAACUACAGUGAAAAACAAUUGAUUAUAUUUGAAAUUGGGUUUCCACUUUUAGCAAGAAA
Vigna angularis (adzuki bean) is the source of this 1662-nucleotide messenger RNA. RefSeq lists its product as uncharacterized. The transcript has 7 exons. The coding region runs from base 206 to 1207 and encodes 333 amino acids. NCBI's taxonomy places the organism in Eukaryota, Viridiplantae, Streptophyta, Magnoliopsida, Fabales, Fabaceae. The record is from RefSeq and is a predicted model, not a curated record.